AGAAGCAGGACAGCACUGACUGUGGAGAGGUGGCGUGGGAUACGCGGGAUGUACAUACAUGCAAGUAACCUGGACGUCAGGUACACAUACAGGACAGGGUUGCAGCUGGUCCGGUUUCAGGCAUCCGGUACCGCCCGCUCGGUAUGGUUCCCUGGGAGGUCUCGGGAAGCGCCACCUUGGAUCGGGUCAGGGUCCAGUUUCGGCUUGCCGAUGGGCGGGAAGCAGAAAGCGGAAAGCGCGGGUUGCUCUCAAGGGGUGGCCGGCCGGAGGGUCACUCGGCAAUCUGCAAUCUCGAAGGCAGCGGGGAUGAUGGUUGGACAAUCGAAGGAUCGACAAACCCCUGCAUGACAUGCCGCAAUUGCUUCGUUCUGAUCACCACCAGGCACUGCUCGUCGUCGCCAUGUGCGUCUCUGAACGCGUCGGGAGAUGCUUCACCGUUACUUCGGUUGUGCCACCAACCCGCGUCGGCUGCUCAAUUGGGCGAGGAAUUGUCCCACGGGGAUGACUAUUUGAUACGGUAUCUCUUUCUUGCGUGUUUGGCGACCCUGCGAUGGAUUGUGGCGGCUGUCGGAUUUGCGUGCCAGUGCCGUUGAGUGCUCGAAUGUCUCGGAUGGGGAGUUCUGGAAACG
Molecule: messenger RNA, 629 nt
Organism: Chaetomium fimeti
Lineage: Eukaryota; Fungi; Ascomycota; Sordariomycetes; Sordariales; Chaetomiaceae
Exons: 1
Coding region: 144-593 (149 amino acids)
Source: RefSeq, a predicted model, not a curated record